GCACUAGAAGCAUUGAACAAAAGAGAUAUUGGUGAAAUAAAAAGUUACGCCAAGCCACCUGUCCUUGUUGAAAUAGUUUUAGAAGCUGUUAUGAUACUAAGAGCAUCUGAACCAUCAUGGGCAGAAGCAAAACGGCAAUUAGGAAGUCCUUCAUUUCUAAAAGAACUUUUGGAAUAUGACAAAGAUAAUAUACCAGAUACUGCGUUACAUAAAGUAGGAAGAUAUCUGAAAAAACCUGAAUUCCAGCCAAGUAUUGUAGGAAAGGUAUCCAUUGCAGCUAAAUCUUUGUGCAUAUGGGUUCAGUCUAUGCAUUUAUAUGGAGAAAUAUAUAAAAAAGUGAAACCUAAAAAGGAAAGACUUCGAAUUGCUCAGGAAGAAUUGGACAGACUUCAGAAAACUUUAGCUAGUUUAUUGAAAGAGCUGGAAGAACUUGAAGCAGCAAUUAAACGCUUAGAACAAGAGCAUGAGUUACUGCUACAGAAAAAAGGAGAAUAUGCUAGAACUGCAAAAAUCCUUGCAUUGAAAUUAGAAAGGGCUGAAAGUAUUAUCGAAGGCUUAAAUUCUGAAAAGGAAAGGUGGAUGAUUAAAGUUUCUGAUUUGAAAGCAAAAAGGGUUUAUGUUGUUGGAGACAGUUUCCUAGCUGCUGGAUUUUUAUCUUAUCUUGGCCCAUAUGAUCAAUCUUGCAGAUUACAAGCUUCUAUUUUCUGGAAGAAAAAACUCACAGACAAAAAGCUUUCUUUUAGUCCAUCGUUUGAUUUGGCAGAUUUCUUUGUGGAUGAGGAAAUUAAAACGGAAUGGAAUACACAUGGAUUACCUAGUGAUCAGUAUUCUUAUGAAGGGGCAGCAAUUGUUACAGAAAGUUUCUAUUGCCCCUUUCUUGUUGAUCCAGAAGGCCAAGCUGUUAAAUGGAUAAGAAAUCUAGAAGCAAAUAGGAAACUCAGAUGUAUAGAUUUUCAAGAUUCAAAGUGGAUAAGUGCUGUAGAAGCAUCUAUUAAACAAGGAUUUCCUAUCUUGCUCCAGAACAUGAAUCCAGAUCUUGAUCCACUCUUGAGACCACUUUUGAAACAGUCGGAUGAUGUAUCACUUAUUUCUUUUAAUGAUAAAGAGUGGGAAAAGAAUCCUAACUUUAAGCUGUACAUGUCGACAAAACUGAUGAACCCUCGGUUUCCCUGCACUGUUAUCAAUCAUAUUUGUAUUGUCAAUUUUACUAUAAAGGAGAAAGACCACUGUGUCAAAACUGCACCAUGGAAAGGAAUACUUGACAAGUUUCUCUGGAAAAAACAAAUUAUAAUGAAACCAAACAAUUCUGUUCAAGUUUAGUAUGUGGAACUAAAAACAAUUUUAUUAAUUAUAUUAAUUGUGUAAAUCUUCAUAAACGUCACCAAUUAAGUAUGUUAUAGGUUUCUAAAAUUUUAAAUUAUGCUAAUUGAAUGCAUUAUUAAAAACAAAAUAAUGAUGUAAGUCAUUACAAACUGUAU
This is a messenger RNA of Stegodyphus dumicola, 1478 nucleotides long. RefSeq names its product dynein axonemal heavy chain 2-like. Gene Ontology annotation, biological process: microtubule-based movement. The record is from RefSeq and is a predicted model, not a curated record. NCBI's taxonomy places the organism in Eukaryota, Metazoa, Arthropoda, Arachnida, Araneae, Eresidae. Gene Ontology annotation, cellular component: dynein complex. Gene Ontology annotation, molecular function: minus-end-directed microtubule motor activity; dynein light intermediate chain binding; ATP binding.